AUGAAGGUGCUCAACCUAGCUAUUUUCUUUUCAAUAAGUUCAUUUCCACACCGUACCAUAAACUCCAUACCAACUGUAGCGCUUAAUGCCGUAACCCCAAUAAACUCGAUACAAAUUGCCCCUGCAGAGGUGGACAAAUCGGAAAAUGUAACAGAAAAUAGUGUGACGGAAAACCCAGAUGAUGCAGAAACAAUCACCAGACGGCCUGUAAAAUUAAAUAUGAGACAAGGAUUGCUUAUGAACCAAGUUGUGGCUGUGUACGCUCUGGGAGAAGAAUCUAAUCAGCUUUGCAAGAACCAUUCCAAGGAGCUUAAUAUUGGUCUAAGAGCGUUGGAGCCCUGGGCUUUGAAAAUGUUCGACUCCUCGUCUAAGUUGCAAGCGGGAAUCUUGGAUGGGAAUUUAUUUGAAUUUGGAGCUUUCCAGCAGUGUUUGCACAUAUACAAAGAUUCCCGUUAUGGACCCAUCAGGGGUAAAUUCUGCUCGUUAAAAAUUAUUCCAGACGUUCAGCUUUUAAAGAAAAUUUUAGAGUUUCGGAAUAUAUCGAGCAAAAGAUUUGGAAAAGUUUACCAGUUCGUCAGCAACGCCGCCCUCGCAUGGUCAGUUUGCGUCCCAGCUUCUUGUAAUUCGCACGAUGUUUACAAGCACUUUUCCAAAUCAAUUUAUCCUUUAACAGAAGGUCUGAACGUGACGAUAUCUUUCCGAGAUGAAGAUUGUGUAACAAUUUCCGACGAAGUGCCACUUAAUAGAACAGAAUUAUUAAUAAUCGUUUUACUGGCUUUAUUUAUUGCAAUUGUGGUCCUUUGCUCUGUUAUCGACUUAUUAUACUCGGCUCCCGAUGAAUCCAACAAUAAAUUGGUGGAUGCAUUCUCUGCUUGUGCGAAUUCCAGGCGCAUAUUUGCCAGAGGGGGUGGUAAUUCUGACCUGGAUUGCUUGCACGGAAUUCGUGUCUUGAGUACCUGUUACGUUGUCAUCGGACAUAGAUAUCUCAUGUUGAUGUUUUUUCCUGUUGUUAAUAGCUUGAAAAUUAUGGAUUGGGUUUUGUACUACAGAAGCACGGCGAUUACAGGAGGCACUCUUUGCGUUGAUACAUUUUUCAUGAUAAGUGGGAUGCUGGUGAGCGUAGGCUUUUUUCAGGAAGUAAAAAAAUCCGGAAGGAUGAAUUGGAUUGUUUUUUAUUUAUAUCGCUAUAUGAGAAUAACACCUCCUCUAGCCAUAGUUGUCCUGUGCUACUCCACUCUAGUUCAUCAUUUAGGAUCAGGACCUUUGUGGCGUGACAUGUUGGAUAUAUUGCAGAAACCAUGUCAGGAAUACUGGUGGGCUACGAUAUUGCACAUACAGAACUAUGUGCAUCCAUUUCCUUUGUGUAUGACGCAAGCUUGGUAUUUAACAUGUGACAUGCAAUACUACUUCUUCUCUCCGGUUAUCCUGCUGCCACUUUGGAAACUUCGCAUUUUCGGCUACAUCAAUUAUGUUUGCAUUUACGUUCUAUCAAUAGCAAGUAAUUUUUAUUUUGCCUGGAUCAAUAGAUAUGAUGGCGGAGUUCCUGUGACCAAUCAACUCUUCUCCACGAAAUACUUCCAGCACCACUACAUCGCUCCACACACGAGAGCAGCUACUUACAUAAUCGGCUUAGGCCUCGGCUAUUCGCUUCAGAAAACCAGGGGAAGAAAAAUUCAAAUUAGUUAUCCGAUUACUCUCAGUCUGUGGAUCAUUUCAAUCGGGUCCAUGCUGGUCUCACUAAUCGGAUGUCAUGUCUUUCACGAGGAAGUCCACGACUACAAUAGAUUGGAGGCUUCGGUUUUCCUGUCCUGUUCGCGGUCAGCGUGGACAAUAGGUGUCGGGUGGAUGGUUUGGGCCUGCAUUCACGGAUAUGGAGGUCCGAUAAAUUACGUCCUUUCGUCGCAUCCGUUUAGAGUUCUGGCAAGAAUCAGCUACUCUAUUUAUUUGCUGCACAUGUUGAUGCAAUAUUUAAUGAGUGGAGCGGCGAAAAUGCCUGGCUAUUUUUCGGACUUCAGUGCUCUUUGCGCUGCCUUUGGUGACUUAUUUAUAAUGGUUAUAAUCGGAUUUGCGUUUACAGUCUGCUUUGAGAUGCCACUGGUUAAGCUCUUGACCAUUCUUUUAAAAGGAGGGAAACGGAUUAAAGUGGAACCGAAAAAUUAG
Zophobas morio is the source of this 2160-nucleotide messenger RNA. Its product is annotated as nose resistant to fluoxetine protein 6-like. The record is from RefSeq and is a predicted model, not a curated record. The coding region runs from base 1 to 2160 and encodes 719 amino acids. The transcript has 11 exons. Gene Ontology annotation, molecular function: acyltransferase activity, transferring groups other than amino-acyl groups. Lineage: Eukaryota; Metazoa; Arthropoda; Insecta; Coleoptera; Tenebrionidae.